Molecule: messenger RNA, 1023 nt
Organism: Oncorhynchus nerka (sockeye salmon)
Lineage: Eukaryota; Metazoa; Chordata; Actinopteri; Salmoniformes; Salmonidae
Product: mediator of RNA polymerase II transcription subunit 28-like
Exons: 5
Coding region: 44-586 (180 amino acids)
Cellular component (GO): mediator complex
Source: RefSeq, a predicted model, not a curated record
ACAACGUCAUUUUAGUUGGCAACACUGCAAACAACCAUCUAGUAUGUCUUCCUCCAUGGGCAGCGGGAUGUUCCCCGGCCAGCAGUCCGCUGGUCCUCACCCUGUCGGCGGCCCGGGUCAGCCGGGACUACUAUCUGGAGCUCCGGGGAACAGGGUCCAGGGCCCCAACACUCUGGUAGACGACCUAGAGGCUUCUUUCGAGGCUUGCUUUGCGUCCCUAGUGAGUCAAGACUACGUGAACGGAACCGACCAGGAGGAAAUUCGGACAGGUGUGGAUCAGUGUAUUCAGAAGUUUCUGGAUGUCGCCAGACAGACAGAAUGUUUCUUCCUGCAGAAGCGUCUUCAGUUAUCAGUCCAGAAACCCGACCAGGUGGUCAAAGAGGAUGUGUCUGAGCUGCGGAAUGAACUCCAGAGGAAAGAGCUGCUUGUUCAGAAACACCUGUCUAAGCUGCACCACUGGCAGCAGGUUCUGGAGGAUGUCAGUGUCCAGCAUCGUAAACCGUCAGAUCUCCCUCCACCUGGACCCCUGGCCUUCCUGGAACAGGCCUCAGCUAGUCUACCUGCUGCACCACUCAAACAGACCUGACACACACACCUGUCUCUCUCUUCACCUGGACCCCUGGCCUCAGCUAGUCUACCUGCUGCACCACUCAAACAAACCUGACACACACACCUGUCUCUCCCUCCACCUGGACCCCUGGCCUCAGCUAGUCUACCUGCUGCACCACUCAAACAGACCUGACACACACACCUGUCUCUCCCUCCACCUGGACCCCUGGCCUCAGCUAGUCUACCUGCUGCACCACUCAAACAGACCUAACACACACACCUGUCUCUCCCUCCACCUGGACCCCUGGCCUUCCUGGAACAGGCCUCAGCUAGUCUACCUGCUGCACCACUCAAACAGACCUAACACACACACCUGUCUCUCUCCUGGAAAGUACAUCAUCUUUGUUUUCUUUUUGACUUGUGUAAAUAUUUCUGUUGUUUUGUCCUGACAGAAUAAAUGAGUUUGGAUCAGAA